Molecule: messenger RNA, 1182 nt
Organism: Torulaspora globosa
Lineage: Eukaryota; Fungi; Ascomycota; Saccharomycetes; Saccharomycetales; Saccharomycetaceae
Gene: TAZ1
Product: lysophosphatidylcholine acyltransferase
Exons: 1
Coding region: 1-1182 (393 amino acids)
Biological process (GO): inner mitochondrial membrane organization; cardiolipin acyl-chain remodeling
Cellular component (GO): mitochondrial membrane
Molecular function (GO): 1-acylglycerophosphocholine O-acyltransferase activity
Source: RefSeq, a predicted model, not a curated record
AUGUCCCUACCAAAUGUGCUGUCGCGAGGUGACGACUUCUUGAAUGAAUAUCCGCGCCAGAAUCCAGUUUGGAGGUUCUUUUCGUAUGGUACCUGUGUCCUAACUAUCGGGCUAUCGAAGUUGGUUCUCAAGACUCUUUACAAGGUUGAGUUAAACAAUUUUGGUAAGUUGGAAAAGGCUAUUGAUCGGUCUCAGAGGGAGAACAGAUGUCUUAUGACCAUGAUGAAUCAUAUGUCUGUGGUUGACGAUCCGUUUAUAUGGGGCGUCUUUCCUUGGAGGAUCUACCACGAUCUUGACAGCAUCAGAUGGUGCCUUGGUGCUAACAAUGUUUGCUUUAAGAACAAGUUUUUGGGUACUUUCUUCUCACUGGGCCAAGUCCUUUCAACUGAGAGGUUCGGCGUGGGUCCCUUCCAGGGCUCAAUCGAUGCGGCAAUAAGACUGUUGAGUCCCGAUGAUACUCUUGACCUAGAGUGGACUCCACACCAUGAGAAACCGGAGGCUGUUAGGCUGAAGGUUCCACCAAUGGUGAAAACCAUCAGGGAAGAGUACAUACCUCCUGUGAAACGGUACAAGCCGUCCUGGUUGCAUGUCUAUCCAGAAGGAUUUGUUCUGCAGCUGCAUCCUCCUUUCUCAAACUCAAUGAGGUACUUCAAGUGGGGCGUGUCAAGAAUGGUAUUGGAAGCGACCGUACCGCCUAUCAUUGUUCCAAUCUUUACCACUGGGUUUGAGAAAGUCGCUUCGGAAGAAGCAGCAGGCACCGGCAUCAAACGCUAUAUACCUUCUAAUAUUGGAGCAGAGAUCAAAGUCACUGUUGGGGAUCCUGUAGAUGACUCGGUCAUCGAGCAAUAUAGGAAAGAAUGGAGGGAUUUGGUCGAAAAGUACCACGAUCCAGAAACUCCUGGUGACCUUUCGGCAGAACUGAAAUAUGGUAAGGAAGCACAAGACCUACGAAGCAGAGUGGCCGCAGAAUUAAGAGCCAACCUUGCUAGAAUCCGUCAUGAGGACUGUCAUCUUGAAGAAGAGGAUCCCAGGUUCAAAUCUCCCGCUUGGUGGAAGGAAUACACCCUUACUGAGGGUGCCUCUGAUCCGGAGGUCAAAUUCAUUGGUAAGAAUUGGGCGAUUCGUAGGCUGCAAGAUUUCCUAACCGAAGCUGAAGAGACAAACGACAAUACGUCUGGAUAA